Messenger RNA from Hypomesus transpacificus, 408 nucleotides. It is a transcript of the gene ppfia3, whose product is annotated as PTPRF interacting protein alpha 3. Bases 1 to 408 code for a protein of 135 amino acids. Gene Ontology annotation, cellular component: presynaptic active zone. NCBI's taxonomy places the organism in Eukaryota, Metazoa, Chordata, Actinopteri, Osmeriformes, Osmeridae. Gene Ontology annotation, biological process: synapse organization. The record is from RefSeq and is a predicted model, not a curated record. The transcript is spliced from 3 exons.
AUGAUGUGCGAGGUGAUGCCCACCAUCUCUGAGGAUGGGCGGGGGGGCGGGGGCGGCUCGUCCUCUCCCGGCGGGGGGACGGGGGGGGGGUUCGGGAGCAGGGAGGGCCGUGGGGGAGACGAGGGGGGCAGCACGGGGAACCUGGAGUCCCUGAUGGUGAACAUGCUGACGGAGAGAGAGCGUCUGCUGGAGAGCCUGAGGGAGACACAGGACUGCCUGGGCACGGCCCAGCUGCGUCUGAGGGACCUGGGCCACGAGAAGGACUCCCUGCAGAGGCAGCUGACCAUCGCUCUGCCACAGGAGUUUGCGGUCUUGACCAAAGAGCUGAACGUGUGCAGAGAGCAGCUGCUGGAGAGAGAGGAGGAGAUCGGUGAACUGAAGGCAGAGCGCAGCAACACUCGGGUGUGA